Molecule: messenger RNA, 1902 nt
Organism: Aspergillus puulaauensis
Lineage: Eukaryota; Fungi; Ascomycota; Eurotiomycetes; Eurotiales; Aspergillaceae
Gene: chsD
Product: chitin synthase D
Exons: 1
Coding region: 1-1902 (633 amino acids)
Cellular component (GO): cell periphery; cell septum
Molecular function (GO): chitin synthase activity
Source: RefSeq, a predicted model, not a curated record
AUGCCCGUCUAUAAGGAAGAGCCGGAAGUCUUGAUCAAGGCCGUGGAUUCCGUCGUCGGUAGUGAUUACCCUUCAUGUUGCAUCCAUGUAUUUCUUUCCUAUGAUGGCAGUUUUAUCGACGAGCCAUAUCUCCGUGUGAUCAAUCAUCUUGGCAUUCCUAUAUCACUUCGGAACUAUCCCCAGAGUAUUGACGUGACAUACAAAGGAUCAAGGAUUACUGUCUCUCGCUUCAGACAUGGUGGCAAGCGGCAUUGCCAAAAGCAGACCUUUAGGCUUAUCGACAAGGUGUACGCUGAUUAUCUCAAGCAACACGAUGAUCUAUUUGUGCUCUUCAUCGAUUCCGAUUGCAUGCUGGACCGACUGUGUCUCCAGAAUUUCAUGUACGACAUGGAACUGAAACCAGGGAGCAAGCGUAAUAUGCUAGCCAUGGCUGGUAUUAUUACGUCAACCACGGAGAAGAAUUCGCUUAUCACCGUCCUACAGGACAUGGAAUACAUACAUGGGCAACUCUUUGAGCGCUCUGUAGAAUCAGGCUGUGGUGCAGUAACUUGCCUUCCUGGAGCUCUGACAAUCCUUCGGUUCUCUGCAUUUCGCAAAAUGGCCAAAUAUUACUUUGCAGACAAAGCUGAGCAAUGUGAAGAUUUAUUCGACUACGGGAAGUGUUACCUGGGUGAAGAUCGCUGGCUAACGCACCUUUUCAUGAUUGGAGCCAGGAAGCGCUAUCAAAUCCAAAUGUGUACAGCAGCCUUCUGCAAGACAGAAGCAGUGCAGACAUUCAGUAGCCUCCUGAAGCAACGCCGCCGAUGGUUCCUUGGUUAUAUCACUAACGAAGUGUGUAUGCUAACUGACGUUCGAUUAUGGAGGCGAUAUCCGCUUCUAUGUUUGGUUCGCCUUCUGCAGAACACCAUCCGGACGACCGCGUUGCUUUUCUUCAUCCUGCUUAUUUCGAUCAUGACGACAACCAGCAGAGUGGAUGAUCUGCCGGUGGGGUUUGUUGUCAUAUCACUUGUGCUGAACUACACGCUCAUGCUCUAUUUUGGCCUAAAACUUAAACGAUACAAAGCUUGGCUUUAUCCGCUAAUGUUUAUUCUGAACCCUUUUUUCAACUGGCUUUACAUGGUCUACGGUAUAUUCACUGCCGGCCACCGCACAUGGGGAGGUCCUAGGACCGACGCCGCCAGGGCUGACGAGUUUACUACGCCCGAGCAAGCCGUAAGGCGGGCGGAAGCGCAGGGGGAUGAAUUGAACGUCGAAGUGGAAACUUUCCGAUCAGUAGUAGAAGGGAGGGGAGGAGUGCCCGUCCGACCGCCAAGGAAGGUCACCGGGCGUUUUUCAAACGACGAAUCUAUGGGACCCAGAGGGGAAGCUGGUAUGGUCGAUGACACAGAAGCCGGCCUGACGAGGUUCUUGUCUCCUCUUCCAGAAAUCCCUCGGAUUGGCCUACAUUCACCAUGGUCGACGGAGUCUGUGAUGUCGUCCGACUCUGGCUUGGAGCCCAUCGAGAUGCCGCAUAAAGUGGAAAGCUUGAUGGACCAAGAGAAACUAUACCUCAGCAAUAAGGCACAAGAAACCCCGAGCUCUCGUCAAAGUAUGGAUACAUCCAGCGAUACCCAGAGCACAGAUGGUUCUCAGACAUCGAAGCCAGACAGUGAUGUGAACUGUACCAUCACUCAAGACGAUUCGGUUAACCCAUUAGCAGCGCGAAAUAUGAAUGCAGCAGCAGAAGCGGCCGAGUCGGAGCAGGUGCCGAGUGAUCAUGAGUCUGCAUCAAACGACUCGUGUAAAUAUGCCGAUCCCGUUACGACAGCACCGAGCGUCUCGGAAGGAGACAGCCCUCAAGCUCCGCGCUUGAGCAAGGCCCCGAGCAUGGCAAAGUCUCGGAAACGAGGAACGGUUGCCUAA